Messenger RNA from Exophiala mesophila, 1947 nucleotides. RefSeq lists its product as uncharacterized. The transcript has a single exon. Gene Ontology annotation, biological process: mitochondrial proton-transporting ATP synthase complex assembly. NCBI's taxonomy places the organism in Eukaryota, Fungi, Ascomycota, Eurotiomycetes, Chaetothyriales, Herpotrichiellaceae. Gene Ontology annotation, cellular component: mitochondrial inner membrane. The record is from RefSeq and is a predicted model, not a curated record. Bases 86 to 1201 code for a protein of 371 amino acids.
AUACAGGUUGCUGCCAUCAGUCACGUUUGGACGCCAGUUAGCAACAGGCCGCAAGGGGGAGAUCUACAAGGCCUAGCCUUGCAUCAUGUCGGCUCGGACAGACCUUCUCGGAUUGUUCACGUCGAUCGCCCUCCGGCCGCAUAGUCGAUGCCUAUACCGCGGCGCAAGAGUUUCCUCACAAUUCGCACGACAUGUCUCCUCGUCCACAAGUUCCCAACCCAAGCCAAAGUCGACUCCCAAGCCUGAACUGAAGUCGACCCCAAAGCCGCUUCCUAAAUCUGACCCAAAACCAACUCCACACGAGCUUGCAGCUCAAAAGGUCCCUAUACAUGUCGGUCUCGACCGAAAUCCGGACAGUGUUUCGGCAAUCUCGAGAAUUCCCAUUCCCAAGGGCGAGAGAGGCGAAGUCUUUACGCCGUCCGUUCUUGCGUAUCCAUUGGGCCUACAGCAUCCUCCUGCUCCCGGUCAAAAUGUUCCGUAUGAGACGCGAUCCUUUAGCGAACGAAGAAAAGACUUCUCCAGCUACGAGAAAGCGUUGGAACGUAGACGGGUGUAUCUACGAUCAUACCUUCGACCCUACUUUCAGGAAUGGCGUCGAGUAGAUUAUCACAGAGGCAAAAGCUUUGUGUCUAACGAACGGUUGUUCAAGAAGGAUAAGGCUCUCUAUUUCCCCAAUCUUUGGGGCAAAACUCUGUCAAAAGAAGGAGAUGGAGGAAAGGGAGGCAAAGACACCACACCUCUGCUUAGAGGCAAGGUGUCAAUUGUUUGCUUCCAGGCAAACGAGUGGGCUACGGAGCAAGUCGAGUCAUUUGUUGGAGCAAAGGAGAAUCCACAACUGAACAAGCUCCUCGAAAACAGUGAUGGAAUGGUCCAGAGGAUUGACAUCAAUCUACAAGGCGAUAUUGCACGGUCUUGGCUAGUCUGGCUCUUCAAGUAUCGACUCAGACGAAUGAUUCCGAAGGAGCGGUGGGACAAAUACUUCAUGAUCAAGCUCCCCCGCGAUAUCCGCCGAGGUUUGACUGAUGAAAUUCGAGACGCCAUAGGUCUUCUCAAUUCCCAGGUCGGAUACGUCUAUCUCGUCGACCCUUCCUGCAAGAUCAGAUGGGCAGGAAGCGGUGAUGCCUGGGCGGGAGAAAUUGACGGUCUCAACGCUGGCAUUAAAAAGCUCAUCAAGGACGAGCUCACAUCCUCACCCCAAUAAACAGCUAAACCUGUGCCAAAAUGACAUGCAGAUCUUCCGAAACAAUUAAUUUCCACACUCAUUAUGGUGCCAUCCAAACGCUCAAACACCACUUAUUUGAUACAAAUUUUGUCCAUGUCCAGGACCCCAAAUUCACCAUGAAUUCUCAAGCAAAAGUUCGUCAAUUGUCGUCAGAUGGUGAUACUUGAUCACAGUUUUCAGGCUUGGUCCUAGUAUUUGCAUGUCAGCUAUUGUUGUCAGGUGAGGGGUGGGGACGACGUACCCACACCGAGGGCAAGGGUUCUCGGCUUCGGCGCCGUCGAGAAUCUCAUGGACCACUUUACAUUUCUUGAGCAGUCUGUCGGCUCUGGUCGCUGGUUUCGGAGCAGUGGCUUUGUCGCACAUUUCAUGCAAAUAAUAUGGAGCUGGUCUUGCCGUCCCUGGGCAGCAAUUCCAAUGAUAUGUGUAAUAUAUGCACAUUUUGGGUCGUCGGACGGAAGACGAUUCUUAUGAGGACAAAAAGAUGGGAUAAGUGAUAUAUGCGGCCGGUGUCAAAUGUUACGAUCGAUGGGUCGGUAGGAUAUGUUGUCGUUGUGUGAGAGGAUUUGAUCUUGCUUCGUUGGAGGAGUGGAGGGUAGAAUAGUCCAUUGCCUAAGUCAUGCGCAAAUGGAACGAGUCCGGAGUGCAACGAGAUUGUCUACCGCUGCGCUCCCAUUGUCUAGACUCCGUACAGAUGUACAAUAAAUUCGCUGUUUUCGGCCAACAGG